AGGGUUUUGAGUUAACGUUUUUCUAGUGUAAGCCUCCCCACCUUCAUCGCCUCACUCUUCCUCUACAUUACUUGGGAACCCCAAGACUCUUAAGAGUGAGUGAGUGACUGUGAAAAUGGUGGAGAAGAGCAAGGGUAGAAAGGAAGAGGUGGUUACCAGAGAGUAUACCAUCAACCUCCACAAGCGCUUGCAUGGCUGCACAUUCAAGAAGAAGGCUCCCAAUGCCAUUAAAGAGAUCCGGAAGUUUGCCCAGAAGGCCAUGGGAACAAAUGAUGUAAGGGUGGAUGUCAAGUUGAACAAACAAGUUUGGAGCAGGGGGAUCCGGAGUGUUCCAAGAAGGAUUCGGGUGCGUAUUGCUCGCAAGAGGAACGAUGAUGAAGAUGCAAAGGAAGAGCUUUACUCUCUUGUUACCGUUGCAGAGAUCCCAGCAGAAGGACUGAAGGGGUUGGGCACCAAGAUCAUUGACGAGGAUGAUUAAUUUGUGUGCCUUUGUGUUUUUUAAGUAACUAUAUCCUCCAUAGGAAGUAAGAGUUACAUUGGGCUUUUUUGGCUUAGCCUUUAGAAUUUAAUCGGACAAAAGACUGGAUCUUUCAGAUAAUUUACGGUUUAUUGUGUUCCUAUCUAGAAUUUUGGUUUUGAUGAUUUACUUAUUUUAUGAAUGUUGAGUUGAGACGAA
This is a messenger RNA of Ziziphus jujuba (common jujube), 676 nucleotides long. Its product is annotated as large ribosomal subunit protein eL31. Gene Ontology annotation, cellular component: ribosome; cytosolic large ribosomal subunit. The record is from RefSeq and is a predicted model, not a curated record. NCBI's taxonomy places the organism in Eukaryota, Viridiplantae, Streptophyta, Magnoliopsida, Rosales, Rhamnaceae. The coding region runs from base 116 to 478 and encodes 120 amino acids. The transcript has 2 exons. Gene Ontology annotation, biological process: cytoplasmic translation. Gene Ontology annotation, molecular function: structural constituent of ribosome.